Messenger RNA from Daphnia carinata, 727 nucleotides. RefSeq lists its product as uncharacterized. The coding region runs from base 1 to 708 and encodes 235 amino acids. The record is from RefSeq and is a predicted model, not a curated record. Lineage: Eukaryota; Metazoa; Arthropoda; Branchiopoda; Diplostraca; Daphniidae. The transcript is spliced from 5 exons.
AUGGCGACCUGGCGGAGCAUUACAAUAUUAAUGGUCUGGCGUCGUAUGCUUGUAAUGUCAUUUCUCAACAUAAUUGGGUUGUUUCUGAUCAAACGGUUCGUGAUGGAUAACGAGCCCCAUCACAAAAUGACGAAGAAGAAGGUUCUUUACAACUUGAUGGAAGAGACGCCAAAUAUGCCCAGAUACGUCAAAGACUGCACAAUCGAAUAUGCAAAUGAACACAAAUUACAGCAAGAUCAUCUGUGCCUGUUGGAUAUUAUUCGGCGUCAGUAUCUUAAUAAACCAUCACCUGCUGACGUGCCACUCUACCUGGACUACCCGAACAUUAAAGAUCAGUCCGCUGGUCAAGUGACGGCCAUCCUACGUUUACUAAGGAAUCUAACAAAAGACUUUUUCAUCGAGAGUGGAGCAGCUGAUGGUGAAUCGUUUUCCAAUUCGCUUUUCCUUGAACGCUAUAUGAACUGGACUGGAUUGCUGAUCGAGCUUGAACCGAAAUCUUAUGGCAACCUGGCCAAACGCAAUCGCAAAUCGUGGACACUGCCGAAUUGCCUCAGUUUAGAAAAAUACCCAACCGAAGCAUCCUUUGAUAAAACUGAAAUUACAGGCAAAAUUAUUGGCAGUAAAGUUUCGCAAUCUGAGUUGGCUAAAGGCAAAUUGACUAACGUCCAGUGUUUGCCACUCUAUUCCAUUUUGCUGGCCCACGGCUAGACCUGGGUGGAUUUCUUCA